AUGAGGAUUUUGAGAUACUUAAAAUCUUCUCCUGGAAAGGGCCUUUAUUUUUCCAAACACGAUCAUCUUAGUGUGGAAGCCUAUACGGAUGCAGAUUGGGCAGGAUCAAUAACUGAUAGGAGGUCCACUUCGGGGUAUUGUACCUUUGUUGGAGGGAAUCUGGUUACUUGGAGCAGUAAGAAACAAAAUGUGGUUGCCCGGUCUAGUGCGGAGGCAAAGUUUAGAGCCAUGGCACAACGUGUGUGUGAACUCUUGUGGAUCAAGUUGUUGUUGAGUGAUCUGGGGAUAGAUCAAAUGGAUUCCAUGCGACUAUAUUGUGAUAAUAAAGCUGCCAUCAACAUAGCUCACAAUCCAGUCAUACAGAUUAUGCCAGCAUUGAUUCUUGAUACUGCAAGGGCCCUUUUCAGUAACCUUUCUUCCAAGGGUUUACAACCUGAUGUUAAGACAUACACUACGAUGAUACAAGGUUUUUGUGAAGAAGGCCUACUGCAUGACGCUAAAGAGUUGUUUGUUAAAAUGGAACAUAAUGGUUGUUUGCCAAAUGAUGUCACUUACAACACUAUUAUCCGAGGAUUUAUUGGACAACACAAGUGCUAUGAGGCAUUAAUACUGGUUGAGGAAAUGGUUCAAAGGGGUUUUUCAGCAGAUGCAUCCAAUUCUUCCUUGGUCAUAGAUAUACUCACAACUAAAGGACAAGAUGCUGCUGUCCAAGAAGUGAUAAAGAAGUAUAUGCCCAAAGAUAGUCAUGGAAUGCAAGAGAUUGAGUAA
Messenger RNA from Camellia sinensis, 768 nucleotides. NCBI's taxonomy places the organism in Eukaryota, Viridiplantae, Streptophyta, Magnoliopsida, Ericales, Theaceae. The record is from RefSeq and is a predicted model, not a curated record.